GCUAACACAUAGCAUGCUAUGGCAUUUUUAACAGAACCGAAUGGCGUGGUUCUAAUGACAAGAGCAUUAGAGGAACCGGAGGCUUAAUCUGCAUUAGCUGCCUGCUGCCCCACUGGGCUGCGUGGGCUUCUCGUCAGCGAGGCUACUGUCUCUUUAAAUUUACCCAGGAGCCCCUUAAGGAGCCCCAGGGGCCCCUAGUCCGGCUCCCCACCCUGAAGACAAGCAAGAGCCUAAAAUACAUGACUGGAGGCCCAGUCGGGUUUUUUUUUCGGACACGGAGCAGGACGCUUUUUAACGGCUCGAGUGUGUGUUAUUCGGAAUCCAUGUUGGUAUGAAUUGGUGAAAAGUUAACUUGGCUCCCACACCACACGCACGUACAAACACACACAUCGUUAGUGCUGCUGUGCGAUGCCAGAUGCGUGUCGCCAACAUGUCCGUGUGCGAGUGACAUGUCCCACUCCGCCGAGGAGGACGGCGAGCGGCCCAGGCGUCAAGCCGCGACCGGGUCGGUGAUGGAAGACACGGCGCCCGGGGACAGCGAGCCCGUGGACCUCCGCUGUGGCGAACAGGCUAAGCUGCUCUCAUUAAUAAUAAUCAGCGGGGAGGAGGAGGAGGAAGCGACCCACGGACACACUGACUUGGGAGAGGAGGACACAUUUGCUAACGGCCACGCUGACGAAGAGUCAGAGACAGGAACGGUGGACCCUAUCAAAUCUCCAGGCACCAGCUACUGGAGCAUCACAGAAGAUCCAGACCAGCCGCUCCUUCUUUCUCCGACCACCGGACCUUCCAGGCGCAAAUCUAGAGUACAGCGCGCCUCUAGACCGGGCCUGAGUCGCAUCCCAGGCCGCGAUCACCGCCGAUACUACCAUGAGUACUGGCGCAGCGAGUACCUGAUGGACUUUGACCCCCAGCGGCACGGGAUGAUCUGCAUGGUAUGCGGCAGCUCACUGGCUACGCUCAAGCUCAGUACCAUCAAGAGGCACAUCAGGCAGAAGCAUCCGGACUCGCUGCUGUGGAGCGCCGCUGACAAGGAGGUGAUCCGUUCAGGGUGGGAGAGCCACUUGAACCUCGGGGGAGGUCAGAAUUCAUUUGGAGCCUCGCCUCAGAGAGAUGACGACUCGAUGGACUCGGGCCAUCUUGCUGCAGAAGCUGCACAAGCCGGAGCUCCUGAGCAGCAGCCACAACAAUCACUCAGCCUCUCUCCUCAAUCUGAGACAGGAGAACCUCAGAAUACGGAGGAGAACGAGGAGCAGGACGUAGCCGGGCCUUCCACCCGCACACUGGAAUGCUAUCUGAAUGCCUCGCUGCACGCCUGGUUCCGCCAGGAGUUCCUUAUGGAGUACGAGGCGGAGCCCGGUAGACUGCUGUGCAUGGUGUGCGGAGCCCAGCUGCCCUCGCUUCAUCUGGACCACAUUAAGAGUCACGUGUUGGACACACACCCCGACUCGUUGGUCUUCAGCUCGGAGGAGAAGCACUGCGUCCUGCAGGCCUGGGCUCAGACCCACGAUGAGUGGGAAAACUCAAUCAAAUCCGAGCCAAACACCAAAGACGACAACUUCACGUCUAAUCACACCACGUCCGACUUGUGCCAAGAAGUUGACGCUCCAUUGUCUCAGAACGCUUGUCUCAUCCGUGAAGAUGGCGGCAUUGAAGCUCCGCAGUUGGAGCCGCAGCCCCUCCUCCGCCAGCCCAGGAGGAGGCGUCUGCGUGGGGGCAACCCCUGGCGACUUCGACUGGACUAUCUGAUAGCGUACGGGCCCCAGGGCCGCGGUACCUACUGCAUGGUGUGCUCUCAGGUUCUGCACGAGACCAAGGUCAGCAGCUUCAGACAGCACAUCCAGGAAUGUCAUCCUGAGACCACCGGCCUGAGUCGGCAAGAAAGAGAAGCCAUGGCUGCAGCUUGGACCAAAGACUACUCCUGUGACCACGGCACAGCACAAGAUGAAAUGAGCUCAAGUGAAGCCGCCGUCCUAAAUACCACAGGAGGCCCGAAUGAGGACGGCUCCCCUGACAUCAAAGUAUUCAGCCAAGCGACAACCGAGGAUGACGAUGACGAAAGUGCGGUCAAGGACAAAGCCAAGGAAGACGGCACCACGGCCACGCCCUCUCGCCACAGCCAUUACCCGGGGAAAGACCAGCGGCGGAAUUACCAGGUACGCUGGCGCUCCGACUUCCUCAUGGACUACGACUGCCGGAGACACGGGCUCAUCUGCAUGGUGUGCGGCGCCACGUUGGCUACGCUGAAGGUGAGCACCAUCAAGAGGCACAUCCAACAGGUGCACGCCCACUCGCUGUCGUACACCACUGAGGACAAGCAGACCGCCAUGUUGAACUAUGAUCAGAACUCCAUGCAUUUUAUCCACUCGGAUGACUGCUUUUUUUCCCAGGACCAUACACGUACCGACAUGGGGCCUUCCCCAGCACACUUUGGUACAUAGAAUGGGAUUCCAAUUGGUGGUGGUGUACACACAUGACCACAAGGAUUCAGUUUUUGGCAUCACUGCUGUGUUCACACUUGUGAUCCGGACCAAAAAUAUCUUAACCGGAUUAAAAAUGACAAGUGUGAACACACUCUUUGACAUCUAAAGUGACCCAGACUGCAUUCGUUUAUGCGGAAAAGCAGAAUUAUCUAUUAUGGACCCCCUUUACCUGACAUGGAAUCCUCCCAAGGAAGCGAUCUUCGUUUGUGAUUUUUUAAAUCUCAGGACGGUGAAAGAAGAAAUGAAUUGGAAUCAGCACUUUUUUUUUUUUUUUUUUAGCCACAAAUGUAUUAAUCAUCCCUUCUGUACGGCCACCUGAAUGAACACUUUCAACGUCUAUUUGCUUAAGACAAUGAAUUCCUUUGCAUCUACUUUGUUUACAUCAGCACUUGUAAUACUGACAGUUAUCUCUGCCGGCCUCCAUCAUCCAAACAUCUUAGCUUAAAUAUGCACAAAAUGCGGUGUAAAUAUAAGAAAUAUUACCAUUUCAAUUCACUUUUUAUGACCACUUUUACACACAUGCCAGACCAAAUACAUUUUUUAAAUAAGCGUAUGCAACUCAAGUGGACACAAAAAUCAGAAAGAAAAGUCACUUCUUAACCUGGAAAAAUAAUCUCAGGGAUUUUGUCUUUGUUCCCAAAGUGGUUCUAGCAAUUUGGAAUAUGUGGUCCUCCGUUGCCCACAUAAAUUAGAUUAAAUUUUCACUAGUAAAGUCAAAGUCAAUCCUGCAAAAAUACUCAGAAAGGGGAGAUGUGGACACCGGGCAUAAAUAUGGUAUCCUUGAACACUCUUAGAAAAUACAGUGAUAAUAUUUUAGUACAGUAAACCUCGGAUAUAUCGGAUUCAAUUGUUCCCACUGGUUUUGUCCGAUAUAAGCGAAAUCCGUUAUAUGCGUAUACCGGAAAAUGUCCGUUUUACGCAUAUAUCGGAUUUAUAUCCGGUAUAUGCGUAAAUCGGAUUUUAUCCGUGAUAAAAAGGCACUUCCUUGACUAUGUUUCCAAUGUACCUGGACGCGCAGGCAACGCUGUAAAUGACGUCGUAUAGCGGCCUGUCACGAUUCGGCGAAUCGGAGCGCCACGAUGCGGCCAUCCGAUAUAUGCGAGGGAAAUUUAAUGGAAAUGCAUUGGAAUGGGACUGGAGAUUUUGUCCGAAAUAGGCGAAAUCCGUUAUAAAAAAUCCGAUAUAUGCAAUGAAUUUUUAUUGGAAAUGCAUUACAGAAAAAUCGGUUCUUUUUUAUCUGUCCGUUGUGAGCGAAUUUCCGAUAUAUCCGAGUCCGAUAUAUCCGAAGUUUACUGUAGCUUCAUUUCAUAUGUUGGGGUCGUAGGAACAAAACGGGUUUGUAAACCGAGGACCUUCUGGACAUAUUUUAGUACUAUCCCCUAGGAAAAAUAAUAAAUUGGUAAAAGCACACUAACGGGAAAAGUCAUGCAACUAAAGCCAUUCUAAUGGGUAAUUUAUCAGUUAAUAUUUGAAAUGAAUGCAGUAGUAAUUUAUUGGAUUGGACUAUUUUUCUUUCAUUGAAUGUGACUAUUUGUAUGAGCGUCACUCAAGUUUGUUAUGUAAAUGACACAGGAAUGAUAAAUUGAGUGCAAAAAGGAGGGGACCAGCAAAGGUUGCGAUUCACACACACACACACACACACACACACACACACAGUCACCUUUUCAACUCCAUUGGCCCACUUUGGUUGAAUAACACAUUUUCACUUCACUCAAGAGUUCUAACCCAGCACUUAACGCUACAUAUUACACCAUCAUGUGUUUUUGUGACGUCAACUCACCUGUCAUCUGUACGUGGCCUGCAUGUGAGAAUCACCUGAAGACUUCAUUCACCUAAUUCUUUUCACAUAAAACAAGAGUGUCAUCAAAGCAUAUGUAUGGAAUUAUUCCCAAAAUAUGAUUUCCCCGUAUAGUAUAAUGCAUAAUAUACACUCAACCCCAACUAUGAUUGAGCCAAUAAAACAAUUGUGGUUCUGCA
This is a messenger RNA of Doryrhamphus excisus (bluestripe pipefish), 4460 nucleotides long. It is a transcript of the gene zfta, whose product is annotated as zinc finger translocation associated. Lineage: Eukaryota; Metazoa; Chordata; Actinopteri; Syngnathiformes; Syngnathidae. Gene Ontology annotation, biological process: negative regulation of DNA-templated transcription. The record is from RefSeq and is a predicted model, not a curated record.